GCGCUGCUGAAGUACGAGACCCUCACAGCAGAUGAAAUUCGUGCUGCUGCUGCAGGGACUCUGGAUUUGAGCAGCAGCAGCAAGCAGCAGCCGCGGCAGCAGCAGCAGCAGCGAGGGAGGCAGCAGCAACAAAAGCAAGAAAAGCAGCAGCCAGCAGUAGCAUCUGUCAGUCUUAGCAGCAGCAACAGCAGCAGCAACAGCAGCAGCAGCAGCAGCAGCAGCAGCAGCAGCAGCAGCAGCAGCAUUAGCGCGGAGACAGGACCAGCAGCAGACCAAGGAGACAACAAGGAGACCAGCUGA
Molecule: messenger RNA, 300 nt
Organism: Eimeria necatrix
Lineage: Eukaryota; Apicomplexa; Conoidasida; Eucoccidiorida; Eimeriidae
Exons: 1
Source: RefSeq, a predicted model, not a curated record